Messenger RNA from Corythoichthys intestinalis (scribbled pipefish), 2334 nucleotides. It is a transcript of the gene ddx61, whose product is annotated as DEAD (Asp-Glu-Ala-Asp) box helicase 61. Gene Ontology annotation, biological process: negative regulation of translation; cytoplasmic stress granule assembly; P-body assembly. Gene Ontology annotation, cellular component: cytoplasmic stress granule; P-body. Gene Ontology annotation, molecular function: ATP binding; RNA helicase activity; mRNA binding. The record is from RefSeq and is a predicted model, not a curated record. NCBI's taxonomy places the organism in Eukaryota, Metazoa, Chordata, Actinopteri, Syngnathiformes, Syngnathidae. The transcript is spliced from 13 exons. The coding region runs from base 622 to 2034 and encodes 470 amino acids.
GCAAGCACGCAGCCAUGUUGCUAAGUCAAUCAUUUGAAAGCGAGAGUAGACAAAAGAGGGGAUAUUUGAUGGAAAGAGGAUUUCUACAAACCAGUAAUAACUGCUGUUAGGCUCGAUUUAUAAAUCAAGCUAGAGAAGUGCGUCAACCAACGACACUUUAAACGAACGUAACAAACUCAAGGUGACCUGGAUUCAGCUAAUCCUAAAGCACAAACCGGAUUCAGAUGUCGGAAACAAACUGUGAGGCAAGCUCAAAGAACCUGUGUAUAUGAAUACCUCACAUAUAGCACAACAGUCUAAGAUACACGAAUGAACAGAAUUGCUGUUCCGGCAAAGAUCAUAAAAAAGACUUGAAAAGCUUCCUUAAAAGUUGCAAGUUUCAAGUCACAUAUUUUUGAUUUAAUUUAUUCAUAUUAAUGUUAAUUUCUCCAAUUUUUCAGGAGAGUUCUCUUGUAAAUAAUACUAACCCACACACAGGACUCUUAUUUUCAAGGGGCCUGUUGACAGAAUCUCAAUAACAAAGUGCUGUGUAGUUUUAUUUUAGUUUCUACUUGAUUAGUAAGAAACACAAACCAAUUGAGAAUCAACAGUGCUAAAUUCAAGAAAAAAAGCCAAAGAAAAAUGGCAACAGCAAGAACAGCAAACCCAGCGCAGAUGAUGGGCUUAAUCAGACCAGUGAAUGGGCAACUCGGAGGCGGCAAGCCUGCAAGAUUCAGUGGCCAGCAGCCCCAGGAGAGAAGCAGUGCUCCUCAGAGCAAAGGCUCGAUCAAAUUUGGGGACGACUGGAAAAAGUACCUGGAGCUUCCGCCAAAAGACAACAGAAUGAAAACAACGGAUGUUACCUCCACCAAAGGAAAUGAAUUUGAAGACUACUGCCUGAAGAGGGAACUCCUAAUGGGGAUCUUUGAGAUGGGAUGGGAGAAGCCUUCACCUAUACAGGAGGAAAGCAUCCCCAUCGCUUUGUCGGGCCGCGAUAUUUUGGCUCGUGCUAAAAACGGAACGGGCAAAAGUGGAGCCUACCUCAUCCCUCUCCUAGAGAGAAUAGACCUAAAGAAGAAUCACAUUCAAGCCUUAGUCAUAGUGCCCACGCGAGAGUUGGCCCUGCAGAUGAGCCAGAUCAGUAUUCAGCUCAGCAAGCACCUUGGAGGAGUCAAGGUCAUGGCUACCACUGGCGGCACCAAUUUGAGGGAUGACAUCAUGCGGCUUGAUGACACUGUGCAUGUAGUAAUUGCCACACCUGGAAGAAUACUGGACCUGAUCAAAAAGGGUCUGGCUAAAGUUGACAAGAUACAAAUGAUGGUGAUGGAUGAGGCAGAUAAACUCUUAUCUCAAGACUUUGUGGUCAUCAUUGAAGACAUCAUCAGCUUCCUACCGAGGAACAGGCAGAUUUUGCUUUACUCUGCAACAUUCCCUAUCUGUGUGCAGACAUUCAUGAACAAAUACCUGCAAAAGCCAUAUGAGAUUAACCUUAUGGAGGAGCUGACUUUGAAGGGCAUAACUCAGUAUUAUGCAUAUGUGACUGAAAGGCAGAAGGUCCACUGCCUCAAUACGCUUUUUUCCAGGCUUCAGAUCAACCAGUCCAUCAUCUUCUGUAACUCCACUCAGCGGGUGGAGCUUCUCGCCAAGAAGAUCACCCAGCUGGGCUACUCAUGCUUCUACAUCCACGCCAAGAUGAUGCAGGAGUACAGGAACCGCGUAUUCCAUGACUUUCGCAACGGGCUUUGCAGAAACUUAGUGUGCACAGACCUGUUCACGAGAGGAAUUGAUAUCCAGGCGGUAAAUGUGGUCAUCAACUUUGACUUUCCUAAAAGUGCAGAAACCUACUUGCAUCGCAUUGGAAGAUCAGGGCGUUUUGGCCACUUGGGUCUUGCCAUCAACCUGAUCACGUCAGAGGACCGUCACAACCUAAAGAGCAUCGAGGACCAGCUGGUCACCGACAUUAAGCCCAUUCCCAGCAGCAUUGACAAAAGCCUGUACGUGGCAGAAUUUCACUCCGUGGACCCCGACGACAACAACGGACCAGCAAAACCCUGAAAAUCCUGAGUGAAUGAAAAGGUGUCUGGCUUUGCAAACUCAUGGCUCAAGACGACAUGUUAAGUUCUUCUGUUUUGUUUACAACCUGCCUGUUUGCCUAUUUUUGACAUGAUGGAAAAAGAACAGUGUUUCAGUCGACAGGGCAUAUUUUGUUUGAAACUUGUCAUCGUCUUGCUAUUAUAAUUUUUUUUGCACAUCAUUGCAAAUGACUGUGUUGUUCCACAACUGAGAUGGGCAAGACUCUUUCUAAAGUUGAUGUCACUGUCUUCUUGGAAAAGAAUAAAAGUUACUUGAGCUAAA